Armigeres subalbatus is the source of this 1740-nucleotide messenger RNA. RefSeq lists its product as uncharacterized. The transcript has 8 exons. The coding region runs from base 1 to 1740 and encodes 579 amino acids. Lineage: Eukaryota; Metazoa; Arthropoda; Insecta; Diptera; Culicidae. The record is from RefSeq and is a predicted model, not a curated record.
AUGACUGUCGAUGAGCAGUUCAACAAAACCUUUCUCAAUGGAGUCGAAGCUGGAUGUCAAGCAUUUAUCGUUCAACAGCGAGCUUUAUGGUCAUUUCUAGAUUCUUUUCCGGAUGCACAUGACUAUUCAGAUCAGCGAUCCGCAGCCAAAAAGUUGAUAGUUCUGAUGGAUGAGUUUGACGAAGCGAUCUCCGACCGUAUUUGUGCACAUUUGAUAAUACGAGAUUUACCGGAUAUGUUGAUAAUCGUUUUCUCGGAGGAAAAUAAUUCUACUGAGUUCUACACAACGGAUAUUUCAGGUGACGGUACGAGGGGUACUGUAAUUGUUAGAAUUGUUCCUGUGUUUCCUCCAGAUUACUUUCCGGAGAAACAUAAAAACAUGAAUUGGAUGCCGAUACGAUUCCAAACUGUAUUGUAUCCACCAUUUGUGUACUACGCCGAAACGACAGCUGAGAAAGCAAACGCCAGGAAAGAUCCUCGCUACUACAGUGACAACAAUCCUGUGUAUAUUGAUGGAACCGAACCGCUUUUGUUAGUGGAAUUUUGUCAACGAAGCAAUUGCACAAUAGAUGCUUAUUUUGAUGAGACCUAUUUGUGGGGUGACAUAACCGAGAAUCGAACUGCUACAGGAGUCUUGGGAGCGGUUGCCACUCGUCAAGCAGACUUCGCUGUGUCGGCAAUAUAUUAUUGGCCACAUCCCUACCGUUUCGCAACGUACACCGGUGACAUCAGUCGAUCCGGACUUACUGUAUUGGUACCGAAGCCCCAAACGGUCGCACCCUGGCGCACGCCGUUUCUGUCGUUCUCCAAAAGUCUCUGGAUGGCAGUCGGAGUGGCCUUCUGCGCGGGAGUUGGCGCGGUAUGGUUGAUCGAAAAGGGGCGUACUCACAUCAAGGGAACAUCGGCAGGGCAGCCGAAAAAUAUCAGUGAUUCAAUACUGACUAUGAUUGGGUUCUACAUGGAGCAAAGUGCAUUCAUCAAUCGAGAUCUGAUCUCGUGCGUCUUUCUGUUCAUUGCUCUACUGUUUGCUGGAUUCAUGGUGGGGAAUCUAUACGGAGCGGGACUGGCAGGAAUCAUGACAAUUCCUCAGUUUGAGGCUGCAAUCGAAACGGGUCAUGAUUUGGCAGAUGUGGGUUUAACGUUUGUAGGUAAUGAUUGGGCGUGGAUGUUUGCCCUUCGACCAUCACCACAGGCAUACGUUCAGAAAAUCGUCCGACACUACAAAGUGGUCGAUGACACAUACAUGGUGCAGCACAGAAACAUGCGUGAUAUUGGAUACGUAGCAGAGAAAACAGAGUUCGGGCAUGUCGGUCCGGUGGAUUUUCUGGAUGUCCAAUCGUCCGAUAACUACCAACUUUUAAAAGAAGAUCUUGCUUGGCAGUACUGUACUGCAGUCGUUACCAAAACUUGCCCUUUCAAGCAUAGUUUUAAUAAUCUUUUGAUGAAUAUUCGUCAAUCUGGUAUCCAGUAUUAUUGGGAAACAACGGUUGUGAACCGAUAUCUAAGUAUGGCCAUUCAACAGAAAAUAUUAGAACCAGACCUGUCCGGCUCGCAAGAUCCUGUCAUAUUAACGGUGUCGCACUUCCUUGGAGCGUUCAUGAUUCUUACUUUUGGUUGCUCGAGUGCAGCCAUCGUAUUUAUGCUUGAAUACAUACCAGCAUUUAAACAACACUUGAUUGACAAUGAUUAUAUGCAUAGUUGCCCAUUAGCAUUCAAUCUGGUGACUUCACUGGACUAUUGA